Fraxinus pennsylvanica is the source of this 1431-nucleotide messenger RNA. NCBI's taxonomy places the organism in Eukaryota, Viridiplantae, Streptophyta, Magnoliopsida, Lamiales, Oleaceae. The record is from the annotation of a GenBank genome assembly.
AUGGCCCCUCUCAUUUCUUCUCCUCUCUUUAAUCUUCUGCUUAUUUCUUUCACUUUUCUCUCAUUUUUUCUGAUUAAAAGCUAUGCUUUGGAAGGAAGAAAAGUCAUAGAAAGCCAUUAUCAUACCGUUGAAAUCAGUUCUCUACUGCCUGCCUCAGUCUGCAGCCCCUCCACCAAAGGUCCCAGCAAGAGGCCAUCUACAUUGAAAGUUUUCCACAGGCAUGGUCCGUGUUCUAAAUACAGCCAAGACAAGGCCACCCCAUCCCUCGAUGAGGUACUCUCCCAUGACGAGUCCCGGGUUGAAUCGAUCCAUUUUAAGAUCAAUCACAACGUAGACAAUGACAAAAUUGAGGAUAAGAAAGCCAUCGUUCCGGCCAAAUCUGGUCAAUCACUCGGCACAGGAAAUUACAUUGUAAGCCUUAGCCUUGGAACACCCAAGAAAUCCCUGUCCUUGGUUUUUGACACUGGAAGUGACCUAACAUGGACUCAAUGUCAACCUUGUGCUCGUUCUUGCUAUACACAAAAAGAACCAAUUUUCAACCCUACUGAAUCGACCUCAUAUUCAAAUGUCUCGUGUAGUUCAACUCAAUGUUCUCAGCUCUCCUCGGCGACCGGAAACAGCCCAAAGUGCUUUAGCCAAACAUGUGUGUAUACCAUACAAUAUGGUGACCAAUCCUUCACCAUGGGAUUCCUCAGUCAAGACACAUUGACCAUAUCACCAUCAGAUGUAGUUCCAAACUUCUACUAUGGUUGUGGCCAAAACAACCAAGGCCUGUUUGGCAACACGGCCGGCAUACUAGGCCUCGGCCAGGAUGCUCUCUCUAUUGUGUCCCAAACCGAGCAAAAAUAUGGAAAGUACUUCUCAUACUGUCUCCCAUCAUCAUCCUCCUCAUCUGGACACUUGACAUUUGGAAAUAGUGGAGUUUCAAGCAAUGUGAAAUUUACCCCUUUUGCUAACUCGCAAGAUACAUCAUUCUAUUUCAUCAACAUUCUAGGAAUCAGCGUGGGCACGACUCAGUUGUCCAUUAGUCCAUCCGUGUUCAAGACUGCAGGCACGAUCAUAGACUCUGGUACAGUCAUAACUCGACUCCCCCCUGAUGCCUAUAGCGCUUUGAGGACCGAGUUCAAGAAAGGGAUGUCAAAGUAUCCAAGUGCACCGGCCUUCUCGAUAUUGGAUACAUGCUAUGAUCUUAGCAAUUAUACCACAAUAACCAUUCCAAAGAUUGGUUUUACUUUCGACGGCAAUGUGAAAGUGGAUAUAGUGGCUAUGGGAACACUUGUCGCUGUUGACUCGUCCCGCGUGUGUCUGGCUUUUGCAGGAAACAGUGAUGCCUCGGAUAUUGGCAUUCUCGGAAAUGUCCAACAGAGGACGAUGGAAGUGGUGUAUGAUGUUGCCGGAGGGAAGCUGGGAUUUGGCCCUGGUGGAUGUUAA